AUGACUACCUACACCGUCCCCCUCGCCGGCACGAACCGGCCCACGCUCCCGCACCAGCUCUACAACCCCCACCUCGCGCCGAACGAGACGUACACGGUGAAGUUCCAAGAGAUCGUGCGCGACGGGCAGUCGACGGUCGUCGCGCGCAUGAAAGUGCCCACGCCCAACGGGCACGCCUUCAUCCUCCGCCGCCUCGACACCGGCGCCGUCUCGCUCACCACCAUGUUCCGCGCCGCCUUCCCCUCCGCGCCCGAGUCGCAGGAGAAGGACGAGGCCGGCUGGGUCAAGGCCAACUACGAUAUCUCCGGCGCGAACAGGGCCGGGCGCGCGCGCUUCGCGGGCACGUGGAUCCCGAGUGAAUUGGCGAAGAGUCUGGCGGGCAGUUAUGGGCUGGAGCGGAUUCUGGAGCCGUUGUUGGCUGCGGAGCCGGCGCCGAAUACGGAGUAUAGGAGGAGCGCGCGGACCGUGCAGGAGCAGCAGUCGAGCCCCGCGCGCCAGGCGCAGCAGCAGACGCCCACGCCCGCGCCCAGCCAGGAAACCGCCGCCAGCGUCGGGCCCAGCGCGGCGAAGCGCCGUCGCGCAGAGUCGCCCGCCACCACGACCACGACGACGCCCGCGAAGACGCCCGCAAAGAGGGGUGGUGCCGCGAAUGCGAACACGGCGACGCCCGCGGGCAAGCCGCCCAGCUCGGCCGGCCGCGCGCUGAGGCGCUCCGCGCGCCAGCCGUCGCCCGCGCCCGCGCCCAUCCCGCACACCGUCGUCGCGUCCCCGCGCUCGCCCCGCUCGCCGCGGAAGAAGGCCGGCGCGGAGCAGGCGCCCACGCCCGCGGGCAGCGACGCGACGACGGCCGUCGCCGACGACGAGCCGGUUAUCGAGGGCGCCGAGGCGGAUAUGGAGCGGGAUAUUGCGGAGCAGAAGGAGCUUGUUGCGGCGUUUAAGCAGCAGAGGGAGGCGGCGAGGGAGUGGAAUAGCCAGAUUGAACAUGAGGCGGAGAGGAUGGAGAACGAUAAGAAGCGCGAACGCGAAGAAGUAGACGCACCGCCGAGUUUCGAGUUUGUGGAUACGAUGGAUAUUGUGCCGGUUGCGGAGAGGGCGGUGGUCACUAACAGGCGUGUCCUCGGUGUACCGGUUACGAUGACGCCCCAGCGCCGCUCGGUAGCCUGGGGCGCGCUCGCAGCCGCAGCAGCCGGCCUGGCCGUGGCGUACUACCCGUGGUAA
Peniophora sp. CBMAI 1063 is the source of this 1218-nucleotide messenger RNA. The record is from the annotation of a GenBank genome assembly. NCBI's taxonomy places the organism in Eukaryota, Fungi, Basidiomycota, Agaricomycetes, Russulales, Peniophoraceae.